UGUGAGCUGAUAAACUGAAGGAUUUUAUACAGAAUUGAAUGUAAAUAAUCCACAUUACAGCUCAGAUUCACGAUUAUUGCUGAUUAUUGCUGGUGAUUAUCGGUGAUUAUGGAUGUGAGUGAGGGCAGUAGUGGGGUUAGUAAGCGGAGAGCUCACGGGUUAUUGCAGCAGUAUUAUGGACUCGGUGAGGAGGGAGGAACCGAACCUGAAUCCGCGGAUCCGUGCGACAUCAACGGGUCUCAGUUCGAUCCGGAGCGCUAUCUCAACAAGUUGAGGAAGGAGUGUUCCCUGGCAGAGCUGAUGGAUCAGGAGAGCUGUAUGGUGAAGCAGAUCAGAUCUCUGGACAGCGACAUGCAAACACUCGUCUACGAAAACUACAACAAAUUUAUUUCUGCUACAGAUACGAUUAGGAAAAUGAAGAAUGAUUUUAAGAAGAUGGAGGAUGAGAUGGACGGUCUCUCUGCUAACAUGGCCUCCAUCACUGAGUUCAGCGCCAACAUCAGCACCACCCUGCAGGACCAUCACACCCAGAUCACCAAACUCUCAGGUGUGCACUCCCUGGUGCGAAAGCUGCAGUUCCUGUUCGAGUUCCCCGUCUGGUUGAGGAACUGUGUGGACAGUGGGGAGUUCGCGCGGGCGGUAAGCGCUGAGAGGAGAGCGCGCUGCGUCCUCAACCACUACAACAACAUCACCUCCUUCAGGGGCAUCCAGGAGGAGUGCAACACCAUCAUGCUCCAGCUAACCCUCCAGCUCAGGGAGAGGUUCAGGGACGGCGGUGCGAGUGCUAAGGAGCUCUCCGAGUGUGUUGAGUUGCUGCUGCAGCUUGAUGAACCAGCUGAGGAGCUCUGUGAUAAGUUCCUGAGCCACGCCCAGUCUAAACUGGAGGCGGAUCUACAGGGCUUGGAGGCGGAGCUUAGUGACUCCACCCCAAAACCGAACUCGGGACCGAACCAGAACCCACCGCCUCCGUCUGACCCGGGCGUGUCCCCCUCUCCGGCCACCAGGAUGGACAUUCUGGAGUUUAUUGACCGAGGCUGUAACGAGUUCGUCAGCAACCUGUGUUUAGUGAUCGCCGCCUAUCAGGAGUUAUUCAUAACCCGACCACAGGGGGGCGAGCUGGCCUCCAAACACAUCCCACAGAUGGCCAAUCAGAAGCUGCAUCAGUCCGUGGACGCUCUAGCCGGCAGCUAUUUCUCUCUGGUGGAGCGGCGGAUCCAGGAGGAGAAGGGCGUAGGGGACAACUCUCUCCUCGUGAGGGCGCUAGAUCGCUUCCACCGCCGUCUGCAGGCCAUCUCCAAACUGCUUCCGGGGUCGGGGGUCAGCACGCGAGGGACGGACAUCGUGGUGAGCGCGGCGCGUGAGCGGAUCAGGCAGUACCUGAGCGCCCUGCAGAGCUUCUACAUGGACAGUCUGACCGACGUACGCCAGGUUCUCGCCGCACCGCGCGCCUCGGUGGGCGGGGCCGCUGGAGCUCUGGGAGGGGGCGGGUCUGCUUCUAAAGACGCCCCGCCCACUCUCCCGGACCUGCUGAACUCGCUGUCGGUCUCCAUCCUGAAUCAGAUCAAGUCUGUGUUAGCGGCGGUUCAUCAGUUCACCGCUAAAGACGUGACGUUCUCCAACAAGCCGUACUUCAGGGGUGAGUUCUGCAGUGGGGGGGUGAGGGAGGGGCUGAUCGUUAGCUUCAUUAAGUUCAUCUGUCAGUCGUCUCGUCAGUUCUGUGAGAGUGUUGGAGACCGGAGCAGCUCGACCCCCCCGACACUCCUACUGCUGCUGUCCCGCCUGUGUCUGGAUUAUCACACUCACACCAUCAGCUACAUCCUCACCCUGACCGACGAGCAGUUCCUCACCCAGCAUCACUCUCCAGUUACCACGGUAACAGCUCUGUGUUCCGAAGCUCGAGAAGCAGCACAGAAGCUCCUCAACCACUACGUUAAGGUUCAGGGAUUAAUCAUCUCCCAGAUGUUGAGGAAGAGUGUGGAGACGAGGGACUGGGUGAACACCAUCGAGCCUCGUAACGUCCGUGCUGUGAUGAAGAGAGUGGUGGAGGAUACGACCGCCAUCGACGUUCAGGUGGGUUUGUUGUAUGAGGAGGGAGUAAGAAAAGCACACAGCAGUGACUCCAGCAAGCGAACUUUCUCCGUCUACAGCAGCUCCCGCCAACAGAUACGCUACGCUCCCAGUUACACACCCAGUGCUCCGAUGGACACCAAUCUGCUCAGUAACAUCCACAAGCUUUUCUCUGAGAGGAUCGACAUCUUCAGUCCUGUCGAGUUCAACAAGGUGUCCGUGCUGACGGGGAUCGUAAAGAUCAGUUUGAAGUCGCUGGUGGAGUGUGUGCGUGUGCGCUCCUUCGGCAGGUUUGGGUUGCAGCAGGUACAGGUGGACUGUCACUACCUGCAGAUGUACCUGUGGCGCUUCGUCUCGGACGAGAACCUCGUCCACUUCCUGCUGGAUGAGAUCGUCAGCAGCACGGCGCACCGCUGCAUCGAACCUGUACCCAUGGAGCAGAGCGUGAUCGAGCUCAUCUGUGAGAGAGGGUAGAGAGGGUUACCUCCGGGGGGAGGGGGGAGACACGCCCGGUGGGUGGCGGGGAGGGUAGAGGUACUCGAGGUGGUGGGAGGAUGAAGCUGCUGUAUAAACUGUAUUUGAGGGUAAAUCAUCAUAUCAUGUGUGUAUGAAUAAUAAUGUAUGAAAUCUGAUCUAAUAUAUUCACUGUUACACUUCAACAUUUUCACUACUUUACUAACAAUGGAUUAACACAUCAAGCACUAAAUUAUUAUUAUUAUUUUCAUUUCUGCUCUGUGUUGCUGAUUAAUAAAAUAAAU
This is a messenger RNA of Trichomycterus rosablanca, 2825 nucleotides long. It is a transcript of the gene vps51, whose product is annotated as VPS51 subunit of GARP complex. Gene Ontology annotation, biological process: Golgi organization; endocytic recycling; retrograde transport, endosome to Golgi. The transcript is spliced from 11 exons. The record is from RefSeq and is a predicted model, not a curated record. Bases 109 to 2541 code for a protein of 810 amino acids. Gene Ontology annotation, cellular component: GARP complex; EARP complex; membrane. NCBI's taxonomy places the organism in Eukaryota, Metazoa, Chordata, Actinopteri, Siluriformes, Trichomycteridae.